This is a messenger RNA of Rodentolepis nana, 744 nucleotides long. NCBI's taxonomy places the organism in Eukaryota, Metazoa, Platyhelminthes, Cestoda, Cyclophyllidea, Hymenolepididae. The record is from the annotation of a GenBank genome assembly.
AUGGAAGAGUCGUUUGCACUAAAUGAAUUCGAAAGUGUAGUAAAGCGUCUACCUGAGCCGCACUAUAGCAGUAGCUUUUCGAAAUACUUACCAUCACUACCCCUCCCCGCAAAACCUGAGGUUCCAUCUUCCUUAUUUGCGAUUGUCAAUAAGAAUGCUGAGCAUCCUCCACUGAUUUCUCAAUUCACACUGACUCAAUUGGCACCAUUCAAAAAUCAAAAGUUUCACCGACCACCAAGUCAAAACAUUGGUAGCAAUUUCUCACCGGCUGCUGCUACACUUCGGUUAAAUUGCUUGUCGUCACAAAGCAUUCGCCUAAAAGAUGUUGGGGCUCCCAAAAGCAAACGACUUAAAAAUGGUGAUAAUUCCUACAUUGAACUUGAACAAAAGCCUGAUCGACCACGAUCUCCAGACUCCCAAAUGAAGGAAAUGAAAAAGAAUGAGCGCAUGUUUCGUUGGUUGAACGGCGAACCAUCAGAACGUGACAUGGAGCGAUACGCAUACUAUGUCGAAAACGGCGUACCUGAUCAAAUGGUUGCCGAUCCACCAAGAAAUCUUUGGCUUGCGCUAAGAGAUUGCGCUCCCAGAAAUCUCAUGGAUAACUGGAGUAAGAUUACACAAGAUCUACUUAAAGAAAUUCAUAAGGAUUACCGAGUUGCGGUAAAGAAGUCAAUCGGUUGGUUUAUCUCUUCCAUUUUUUUCAUUAUCAUACGAAUUUGUAUAAGGAGGGAAAUACUCUUAUAA